Messenger RNA from Brassica napus (rape), 2773 nucleotides. RefSeq lists its product as uncharacterized. Bases 2582 to 2773 code for a protein of 63 amino acids. Lineage: Eukaryota; Viridiplantae; Streptophyta; Magnoliopsida; Brassicales; Brassicaceae. The record is from RefSeq and is a predicted model, not a curated record. The transcript is spliced from 7 exons.
UUUCACAAGUCAUACGCCAGAUAUUGUUUGUGUUAGUUACAAAAAGAGUUUUGAUUUCAUUUUCGAAUAUCUUAUCAUCUGUCGCAGUCGUAUUUUAUGAUCAAGUAUGUGCUAAUUAAAGGUUUUUUGAAAUGAUUUCUUUUUAGUUUUUGGUUAAUUUUUUUCAAAAUAUACAUUUGAUUUGUAUCUGAUAUGAUCCAAUGGUUCGGAUUCGAGAAUUUUUUUUAUACGAGCAAUCUUCUCUUAUAUUUUUAUAUAAGCGAAGAAAUAAUUUUAGUCAAGUGGUUAAAAAAUUAUCUUUGCGGUCUCCAUUAAGUCGUGUUCAUGUAUACAUGGGUUUCUUCACAUUUAUUUUAGACAAUGAAAGAUAACUUUAUUAUACUAUUUUAGCAACUUAAUUUCCAAACUUAUAUUAGUAGGCCUAUUAUAUAAUAUAUUAAUAGAUUAGAUAUGGAUUCGUUUAUCAAAUUAUAAAUUCUCUAACUAAUAUUAUCUAUUAAUAUAUUAGAUGUAGCUUCAGUGCAUUACACAUUGAUAUAUAUAUAUAUACAUAUAUACCAAAAUGGAUUUAUAUUAGUUAAACUGUAUGAAACAUAAAAUUAGAGUUUCACCAUUAUAACAAUCUAUCGUAUACUAAAAGGGAUAUAUGAGGAGUAGGGAGACUGUCCACGUCCUCAAUUAAAAUCAGCCAAUAGGGUGAGUUUAUUUGUCCACGUCACACUCCGUUUGGGCUUUGGUUUUUUUUUUAUCCGUAAUGUGAGGUAUUUGCCCACAAGCCUGAUCCAAUAGAAGCCCUAAAAUAUGUGGGCUCCACGUUCUGUCCAGUUUAUUUUGGUCGUAAAGGUUUUGUGUUUGAUCUGAUUUGGGUUUUCCACAUUUGGUUCCAUAAUUAAGUCAAAAUCUGCGUUUUAUGCUUGAAUGAAUUAGGGCUUCAUCAUUAUCUUUCUUCUUCCUCAUUCAACCUCGCCGUCUACACUUAUCUUAAUCUGCAAACCUAAUGAUUGCAAACGUAAAGGUUGACAUCACUGUCUCCGUACCCAACAUCCAUUCCUCUCUUUACCACCUCUUCCGGUUCCCGAUGUCGUCCCUGAAUCCACCGCUCUGUUUCGGCCGGCGAGACCACAAAACGAUCCAUGGAGGAUGCCCCUGACAUAUCAUGGGGCUGCAAUAUAGAUUCAGUCGAAAACGCCACUUCUCUUCAGAGAUGGCUAACCAAUUCAGGCUUCCCGCCGAAGAAAAUGGCUGUCGACAGAGUCGACAUCAGAGAGAGGGAGGUGGGAGUCUCGGAAUGAAAUAUCAACGAACAAACACUUGCUUAAGUUAAAUUCAAAGGAAUGUGCUCAACUUAACUUCUCAGUGCGCUCAUCUACAAGACCGAACUAUGGCUCUUGCCAAGGAGCUGGCAUCGCUUAAAUUGGUUUCCGACAUAAGCUUGGAGGAAGUUGAUGUGCUGAAAAAAAAAAAAAGUUGAUGUACUGAAGCUUGCCUUUUUUGAGAAUAACGCAAAAGACAAAAGAUACAAUAGACACACCGGGUUUGUUUCCUGUGAUAUUGUGGUUUCGGCCUAUAUUGGUUUGUGGUUUCGGCCUAUAUUGGUUUGUGGUUUCCUCAAGUCUCUGUUCUGUUCGUAUGGUCUCAGCCCGUGCUUAUUCAGGUUCUUUGGGAACUUGCGUUCGAUUGUCGUCUGUGUGGAGCUGGUUUUUUGGUUCUGAUAAGAAACACUUUCCCUCUUUUUAAUUAUUGUGCCUCAGUGUUGAUUUCUUUCUUUUGGUGAUUCAAAAGGUUGUCCAGUAGUGUGGAAAGGUUGUUUGUGUUUUUAUGGUCUGUAAUAAUCGUACUUCAAAUUACGUUAAUGCAAUUCAAAGAUGAACAAAAAAAACAAAAUAGACACACCUGUCAAGUCCUUGGUUACUCGAAACAGGUAGGCACAUAGCUUAUGUUUUGUUACAGCUUCCCUUCUCUCAUUUUAUCAUGUAGGUACUAUUGAUGAGGUCCCCACGACUAUUACUGUGACCAACCUCCAGAAAUUCAUGCUUCUGAAGUUCAACCAUCUUCAAGCUCUUGCAAACUUUCUUUGAACUCCCCGAUAUAGUUGGCCAAAUCCGUUCAAGACUCUUAACAUAAACAACUCUGUUCAAGGCUCUGACAUAAACAACUCUGCUGCAACAACCCGAUUAUGCAUGAAAGUUGGUGUCUCAAUCAUGCUGCCGCGCAACCUAAACCAAGAAGAAGGCUUGAGAAAGAGUUAUCGAAGCAGAAGUGUGUGUGCUGAUACCAAGAAACAAACUAUCACCGACCUAAACCAAACAUCUAUUCAUUCUAAGAAGCCGCCAGUUUCCAGUACAUAUAUCCUGGGGAUUUUAACAUUACCAGGGUCACGUGACUAACGACAUUGCCAACAUCGUUUACAGAAAAGCCUUCAAUGGCCUCCCACAAUCACUGGUUUAGAAGAAGUAGUUCCAUUUGUAGGGAACAAACAUAAACAACUACAUCAGUGAACUACUUUCAGUUUAAGUCUCGCCAACAUGCUUUCCUCUGUUUCUUUCUCUGUUCUGUCUGUAUCUGUCCAAAGAAUCAUCAAAUGGGAUCCACUGAACUACAAGACACAGAUUUGUUUAGCUCUUUUUCUGAGAACUUACACUCAACGUUCUUCACUCCAACCACAAGCUCACUCUUCUUGUGGUGGAGACAACCUAUUAUGAUUCCUUUUCAAUCAAAAGAAGCUUUAAUCGAUGAGCAGAUCCGAUAUGUUCAGGCAAACUUCCAAAACUAG